AUGCACCUCCCAAGCCUCGCAAUCGUCUCUCUCGCGGCCCUGGCCCCGCUCGCCAGCGCCUUUGGCUCCGCAAAGGUAACCAACAACUGCCUUGCAAAGAUGUACCUCUGGUCCGUCGGCGGUUCCAUCAGCCAAGUCCACACCAUCAACCCCGGCCAGUCCUAUAGCGAGCAGUUCCACCGCGACCCAGCCUCGGGAGGUAUCUCGCUCAAGAUCUCCCGCCGGCCCAACGGCCUCUACGACGGCAGCCCGCAGCUGAACUUUGCGUAUACCCUGGACCCGAACCAAGUUUGGUAUGAUCUGUCCACUGUCUUUGGGACUGCAUUCCAGGGCAAGAUUCUCUCUGUCUCGUCGGAGAAUGAGGACUGCCCGACUAUUUGCUGGCCCACUGGCACGCAGCCCGCUGGCAGUCAGGUCAAGACUUGUGAGCCGAAUUCGGAUCAGAUCCUUACACUUUGUGCGGAUGAGUGCCCGGCUUAG
This is a messenger RNA of Aspergillus calidoustus, 480 nucleotides long. The record is from the annotation of a GenBank genome assembly. NCBI's taxonomy places the organism in Eukaryota, Fungi, Ascomycota, Eurotiomycetes, Eurotiales, Aspergillaceae.